Molecule: messenger RNA, 1785 nt
Organism: Aspergillus glaucus CBS 516.65
Lineage: Eukaryota; Fungi; Ascomycota; Eurotiomycetes; Eurotiales; Aspergillaceae
Product: Zn(II)2Cys6 transcription factor
Exons: 3
Coding region: 1-1785 (594 amino acids)
Biological process (GO): regulation of transcription by RNA polymerase II
Molecular function (GO): zinc ion binding; DNA-binding transcription activator activity, RNA polymerase II-specific
Source: RefSeq, a predicted model, not a curated record
AUGCAAGGCCCUCGCCUUUACCACGUUUACUCUACAUUCUGGCAGAACGACUACAACAUCACUGCUGCCGACAAAAGACAUCUAUACCAUGUGGAUAACUCCCUGUGGACACCAAAGAAGCCGGACCUCACUGUCCACGCCGGCACAGACAACAAAGCCCCGAUCCACGCCGUCUGCAAAUACUCGCAUUUCUCGAGACAUGCCAAAUUCGGUCUGGGGGAUCCCAGCCAGCCCAACCAGGUCACUUGGGAAGACCUCACCUGUCAAUCUUGGACCCACGUCAGAUACCGCUGGCGAAUGCCGUUGAGGAACCACCCUGCAUCCGAACAUCACGCAUUCGUUUGGAAGCGGACUUCGAGUGUCGGCGUAACCAAUUCGUCGCCUUCGAUUUGGGCAUACGACAACUACAAGUUGGUCGAUGAGCAGUCAGAACAGGUCAUCGCGGUGUUCACCAGCAGCUCUCACAAGAGUGUCGAUAAAGACGGCAAGCUGGAGAUCUAUGUGGACUACGGUCAGGAAUUCGAUGUACUGGUUCUUAUCACUGUUAUAGCUUUGAUCGAGAAACACCGACGAGCGAAACAGAGCAGCGCAUCCAGUGGCGGUGGUGGCGGCGGUGGCGGCGGUGGCGGCGUCCCGUCACGGCUGCCUGGAUGCGACGAGGGUCGGCCAGUAUGCACAAAUUGCUCUAAACGCCAUACAGAAUGUGAAUACGAAAGCUCCAGCUCACUCCGCUGGACAAAUGAAGAGUCACGGCCCCGUCAAACAUCUACCAUAUCAACCCCUGAGGGAUCUCAACCAGAUCCUACGUUGACGGUAGCUAACUCGUUGGGAAUCGUGGGUAGGCUUGGCAAGCACGAUGUGCCGGUUUUAUCCGGCAGUCUCAAUCUCGCCGACCUGGAGCUGAUGAUGCAGUGGUGUAACUCAACGUACCAGGUUUUGGCUCGAAAUGAGAGCACUGGUCAUGUCUGGAAGUGCUUAGUCCCCGAGGAAGCAGUAUCGCAUCCAUUUCUCAUGCAUGGUAUUCUGUCUCUCUCUGCGCUCGAUCUGGCGCGGACACAAGACGACCAUCGCCGGCCGAUGUAUAGUGGCCUUGCGGUAGCGCAUCAGAAUCAGGCACUAGCGUUGUUCCGCGAGUUACUUGGCGAUAUAAACGACACGAAUGCAAAGGCAAUUUUCUCCUUUGCGAGCGUGGUCGUGCUCUACACUUUUGCAUUUCCACACGAACCAAACCUGAGCAAUCCGUUUGUUUGUAUCGAUGAUUUACUUCAAAUUAUUGUCUUGAUACGCGGUGUGCAGCAGGUUAUCAACACGGCUUCCUUAUCUCUAAGAGAAAGCAAUUUCAAAGCAUUGGCACGUACAGAGGACUACGAGCCCGUUUUAUCAAACGACGCCCGAUUAGCGCUGGAAGAGCUCCUUGAAGCCAAUAAUACCUGUGGCGCCCAGAACGAAACCCACGACACAGAAGUUUACGAAGACACCAUUGAAAAACUAACAGAGGCUAUAGGCCUGCUUAAUGUGGAUCACACCAUGACCAUUAUUGGCCGAUGGGCAAUCAAACUCCGGCCGAGAUAUGUGGAUAUGGUACGGGACCACGCGCCGCUGGCUUUGGUCAUUCUUACGUAUUACUGUGUGAUACUGGAUUCCAUGCGCCAUCGCUGGUCUCACGGCGACUGGAGCGUCAAGGUCUCCAGGGCAAUCUGGAUGGUGUUGGAUGAUACAUGGAGACCUUUGGUUCGGUGGCCGAUGACGGCUCUUUUUGGGCAGAGCUUUUCGAAUGAAACGUGA